Molecule: messenger RNA, 1575 nt
Organism: Lachancea sp. 'fantastica'
Lineage: Eukaryota; Fungi; Ascomycota; Saccharomycetes; Saccharomycetales; Saccharomycetaceae
Source: the annotation of a GenBank genome assembly
AUGAGUCACCAAGCUGCUGAGAUGUACCGUUGCCCGGUCCAAGCGCCAAUAUUGGAGCAAAAUGAGUUUUCGGCCAUCGCCAACGAAGAAAGCGAUCAAAAUGAGGGUUGGACUGCCCAAACACCUCCAAAACUAUCCACACAGCAGUUCUGCAGCAGUGGGGACAUGUCUAUGCUUCCCACUCCUCUGGUGUACAGCCCCAUGUCGCCUUACAGGGCCGCGAGAUCGCCGGUGGAACCGAGAUUUCCCGGCUCGACGCCGUCCAGCGCUCGUUCCAAGAAGAAAUACGGUACUCUUAACUCGCCCAUCGCGGAAACUUUUAAUCGCUCGCAUGUUUUGGAGGACAAACAGCGGAUCUUGUCCGAAUACGCCCCACACAGCGCGGUCGCCCCUGCCACUGCAAACACGCUAUCGCAGCGUAUCUCUUCCCUUACAGGCGUAGACCGCAAGAUGGAUGCCGUGGAAGAGACAUCGGUCGCUGGAAUAGACGAUACUUACACGCCAGAGUCGCUAAGUCCAUCGACUGAUGAGUAUCUCACUACGUGGCUCGUGAGCAACCCUUCUCAGCCCCUUCGGUUGCACAAGACCCGUCAAAUCGGCGUUGGGAACUUCAGCGACGUGUAUUUGUACGAGAUAACAGAUCACGACAACAACGGCAACGACACAAUUGGGAAGUUUGCUGUCAAGCAUGUGAAAUAUCCAGACGCGUUGAUUCUUUCAUCGUCGCCCAAAUCUCCCCGAUUUCGCGAGCUACUUUCACGCGUGGAAAGCUCACUGAUCCGCGAACUCGAGGUCCUUGCAAGCAUAUCGCAUCCAUGCAUCACUAAUCUGAUCGCCAUCAAUGACCCGAUUUUCAUCUCCAGCCAGCGGCCCCUCAGCAGCGCCGUUUCCAAGCCCGGAGAUAGCCUGCCGCCAUGCCACAUGGUCUUGUCGUACUGUGCGGGUGGAGAUCUGUUCGAAGUGGCAAGUCAAAACGUGCUUCCCGAUUGGCUUUUGCGCCGAAUUUUUGCAGAGCUCACUCUUGCGGUAAAGUAUUUGCAUGAAAAUUUGAUAGUACACCGCGAUCUCAAGCUGGAAAAUGUUCUUCUCAAGUACCCGUUCGACACACUGAUAGAGUUACAAGAACGCGGAGAUACAACAAGACUGGAUCAACUACACAUUGUGGAGUUGGCCGAUUUUGGGCUUUGUCGGCGGAUCGCGCCCGACGAGAUGUGCACUACGCGAUGUGGGUCUGAAGACUACGUCUCGCCCGAAAUACUCAUGGGUGUUCCGUAUGACGGUCGUCUCAGCGAUACCUGGGCCAUGGGCGUCAUACUAUAUGCGCUGCUCGAGGGCCGGCUGCCGUUCGACCCGUUGCCAGCUGCCGUUCCUGGGAAACGACAAAGACGCAGUUCCACCGCUCACAGGAUAUCCCGGUACGAAUGGCGUUGGAUCAAAAUGCUCGAUUCAGACUCACCGGCCAAGCAAAUUGUGGAGAACUGUGUCAAUCGCAAAAACUCACGGUGGGACAUCCAAAAGAUUUACGAAAGUGACUAUGUUUCCCACGAGGUUGCCAAAAUCAAGAAUCUGAACUGA